Messenger RNA from Dracunculus medinensis (Guinea worm), 471 nucleotides. The record is from the annotation of a GenBank genome assembly. Lineage: Eukaryota; Metazoa; Nematoda; Chromadorea; Rhabditida; Dracunculidae.
AUGGUUCAAUAUGCCAAAUAUGCUAUUUGUUCCAUUUUUUUUCUCCAUACCAUAUUUAUUGACGGUGAUUACUGCGGCGAAAAUCGAAUACCAUUCGGCUUUGACGUUCAUAUCAGUGGUCAGCCUUAUUUGUUAUGCUCGAGACCAAAUUGUUUUGAGAAGAAAUAUUCAGAUUGCGAAGAUAGUGCCUUACGAACUUCUUGCGACGAAGACAACACGUGGAUUGGAGGAAUAAAUAAAAAUUACGGUCUUCACCAACCAUUUUAUGUAUUGUGCUGUACAUUUGAUGAAAUCACAAACCACUCGACUCCACCAUUUACGAUGAUAAUUCGUCCAGGCGAGUAUUUCGAGGGAGAAGAACAAAUGGAUUCGACAAAUGAUGACGUUAUCGCUUUUGAUGUAAUUACAAAUCUGAAAAGAUUUCGCGAUACACCUAAAACGUAUAAUUUCAAUAAUAUUUUUGCGAUUUAA